Messenger RNA from Lasiosphaeria miniovina, 1974 nucleotides. RefSeq lists its product as uncharacterized. The coding region runs from base 1 to 1767 and encodes 588 amino acids. NCBI's taxonomy places the organism in Eukaryota, Fungi, Ascomycota, Sordariomycetes, Sordariales, Lasiosphaeriaceae. The transcript is spliced from 2 exons. The record is from RefSeq and is a predicted model, not a curated record.
AUGCGACCCUCUCGCCUGGCAGCGUUUGCGUUACGCUUGAGUCAGGCCCUCGCAGCGGGAGGAUGCUCCACUAGCGAUGCUUGUCUUCGCGCUGUCGAAAUCGCCGUGCCUGGAAGAAACGGCACCGCCGACUGCCUCUCUUUUUUCAGCGUCACCGUCACGCCGCCGACACGUACCCACACCACGACUCGGACAGUCACCUCGACAAACCGCAAUGCCACGAUUACGGCUGAGAAGGCGAGGGCCACGGCCGCCGAACACGAAUUGGGAUACCGUGGCUUUGACGAGUUUGCCUUUGGCCGGGCUCUCGAGAAUCGGCAGCUGACAGCCACGGCGACAUCGACCCCGGCCUACGCAUCGCCGUGCUCCUCGGUAGCCGCCUUCUCGUCUGCGUGCUCCUGCCUCGGCAUAUCCCACGCCACGACGACAGCAGCGGCCGAGUUGACGACGAGCACAUUCACCCUGACCAAGACGGUGGCCAACGCGACAGUCCCCCCUUUUCCGGCCAACCACACAUUGCUGCGGAACAGCACGGCGGUGCGGUUCGGAAAGACCACCUCGAGCAAGUCCCUGCCCAAAGGGAAACAGCCAACAAAGUUGACAACAGCGUCCAAGCCAGCAACGGCUGUGGCAUACUACACUACAGGCACAGAUACACGGGGUCGUCUGGGCGGAAGCGAUAGCAGACCGCCGAAGCUCUCGCCAUCCUCCGCCUCUACCGGCUCUCUGGGGGACGGGGGCGCGACGAAAUUCUCCCUGAACAACUCGACCGCGCCGCUUUUGGCAGACAGCACUGCGCCGACCAUACACGUGCUGAACACCACGACGAUAACCACAACGAUCCCCGCGCCCUUCUGGGCCAACACGACCUCUCCCGCCUCACUGGCGAGCAACAGCACCUACGGGCGAUAUGUAAACUCCUCGACCGCCGCGCCGGUCACAUCCUCGGCCAACGCUGCUUCGUACCGCAAGCUGAACGCCACGGUGAUCGAUUUGCUAGCUCGCAACACCACCGCGGCAGCGAAAUGGCUCAACGCCACCAGGCCAGGAAGGGACAUGCUGCUGGCAAACAGCACGAGGCCGGUGUGGCUGAACACCUCGAUGCACACCCAGCCUGCCAACACGACUGCCGGGCGCUGGCUCAACACGACCGCUACCGCCAUGCUCGCCAACACGACGGCGACUGCCCGCUGGCUCAACACGACGACGGCGACGGCCCGCUGGCUUAACACGACUACCACACGGUGGCUCAACACGUCCACGCCGGCCUCCACGCCGACCUCUACGCCGACAGCCACAACCGACUCUAGCUGCGGCGAAACGGCUUCACCCUUCGAACUACAAGUCGCCCAGCCUGGCGGCGUGUUCGACGGGUGGUUCGUCGCGCUCAGCGGCGACGGACUACUCUUCACGCGCGGCGGCGGCAGCGCGUUCAGCGUCGAGGCGAGCGGGCACCUGUGUGCGGUCGGGUUGCUGGACGGCGACGGGCGCCCCGCCGUCGCGGCCGUCGGCAAGCGCGAGCGUGAUGCCAGCAGUGCCGUGUGGCUGCUGCAGCAGGGGAUGCUUGCUGCGCUGGGCGAUAGUUACUCUGCCGUCAGGUGUGUUGCUGCGGGGGAGUUGGUGUGUGCUGCGGCGAAUGUUACGGGGACGCCGGCGAGGCAUUGGCUUGGGUGUGGGAUUCAGCUGGAUCUCUCAACAGACGAGGGUGCGGUUGUGCCGGCGCGUGGGUUGAACUGCACGGCGCUCGCGCUGAAGGUUGUUGUCUAGGUAAGGGACUUGGAGGCGUCACGGCUAGCGCUUACUGGGCUUGCUUCCAGGGUAUAUAUCGCCAGCGCGGCUGGCUUGUUUUAUUCUUUGGACAUCAUCAUUACGCUGUUGCUCCUCUGCCGUCUCAGCCUCUACCUCCACUCCGGUGUUGACGCCGAUGAUGGUAGAUUGUUCCUCUUUUCCCAAUCCCCUCCCACCGCCGCCGCC